AAAGCAGAGCUGAUGUAGACUGCGUAUCACAUGAGCAGGGAUCUGUUUACAAACUGGAAGCUGUAGACUAGAAGUCGAGAAGAGGAAGACGAGGAGGAAGAGGAGAGGAUUUUGAAUGUGAGAAGGAAACAUGGGGGAAAAGAGGAGAGUCUGUAUUUGAGGCUGUAUUUGAGCUGCUUUGCUCGUGUUUUAUUCCUUCCCUCUGUGUUGUGUGAUCGAAGCGGAGCUGGAGGAGCUGCUGAGGCUGCCUGCCUGCUGCUGGGGGAACCCAUCCAUGUCCUUCCCUUUGUCUCUCCAUAAUUGGCCACAGCAGCUUUUCGCAGCUCGACAGGAGGAAAGAAGUGUGGAGAUUUAAAAGGAGCGGACGCAGGAGAGGCAGGAAGAGGGGAAGGAGAGACUCGUGACAAUGUUUUGAAGGGGAGAUCGAGCGAAAAGGCAGGAACCGUGCACUGGCAGAGACUCAUCACCGGUGUGGUGCAUGGGGUUUGGACGGUGACAAGGCUAAUGAUUCAUCUGUAAGACAUCUUUGUCAUGACACAAAGGAGCAGUUAUUCCUCUGACACGUUGACCAUCUCAUUUAGGUGCACAUUUGCAUCACAAAUCCUCACUGGCUGAACAGUCGCCACCUUGUCAGAUCUCAAACCACUCGUGGCUCCGUCUGCCAUCAGCACACAUCAGUGUGGAUAGGUCUGAACCUGAAGGGUGGUCGACUUCAAUUUCAGUUUAGUGAACUCCAGAAAAGCAGUGGAAGCCAGUUUUUCACCCUCAACCACUUUUUGGCUUUUCCAACAGCUGCGUGUUUGAUGCGUCCCGUCCAAUGGUGUAACGGGUGUCUGUGUGAGCUUGGAUUGCGCAACUCCGACCCCCACUGCAAGAUGACGUCAGAGGAGCUCUUCCACCUGCCGCUCAACGUCUACAUCAUUACGCUAGGCAUUGGCCUUUUCAUCCUCAUGCUCAGCCUCACUUUCUGCUGCUACCUCUUCAGAUUGAGGAGACAAGGUACAAGAGAACAGUACAGUUACAAUGAGGUUGUCUUGAAAGGAGCAGGAAAAAAACUGAGUCUUCUUGGUCAAACAUGUGCAGUGUGUUUAGAAGAGUUUCGCAGCAGGGACGAACUUGGAGUGUGUCCCUGUUCUCAUGCUUUUCACAAGAAGUGUCUCCUAAAAUGGCUGGAGAUUCGUAGUGUCUGCCCCAUGUGCAACAAGCCCAUUUGUCGCCUCCAACCUGAGCCCCCACAAGUGUCCGAGCAGCCGCAGAGUCUCCUGGAAGUCUGAGAGGGGACCAGAUGAAUGGCAGCACCUCAUGAUCUCCAAUCAAACUUAGUUUUAAUUAAGAAAACGUAUGCAGAGUUACAGUGCUUGUCUGAGAGCCCCAGAACAUAUACUCCCUGUUUUAACGCCAUGGUAAUAACAGCAGACAAGUUUCACUAAUGCUUGAUUUGCCAUACAGGAUUACUGAUUGAGGCUAUCAAGCUGAAAUACUGCAAUUACUGCAGAAUACAUAUAUAGUAGCUAGAUGCUUAAUCCAAUACACAAGUGCCUUAAAACUACAGAAUUCUGCAGAAUUAUUCAAUUCACACUAGGUUAUCUGACUUCAGUGCACUAUACACUGCCAUCAGCGAUUCUCUCUCUUUCUGUCUUUUUUUGCUGUCCAAUUAUUGUCAAUGUCAUAGAUUUUAGCCGGUAGUAAAGGUGCAAAAUGAUGAUGACUCAUAAUUACCCCAAAAUCCCCAUUUACUUCUUAUUGGUGAGAUGGGCCUAUACAGGAAAGUGGACAGUGGACUGUCUGCCAAUAUUGCAAUGAGACAUGCACCUGAACUCUACGAUUUCUUUUUUUUGCAGUUGAGACUGCCACUGCUUGUUUUUUCAAUUGGACUUCACUUUGGUGUUGGUUUUAGUAGCCUCCACGAAAAUUGUGCUUGUCUGGGUUUAGAACUUUCAUCAUUCAUCACCCAGGAGCUCGAGUACAUUUUCAGUCUUUGACAUCAAGACAAACUGAUGAGGGUGCUGACAUCGAGAUGAAAUUGUCAUCAUCAACAAUGUAUUGGAAUCAUCACAACCAUCAUCAUCCUCAUCACCACACUGUGGUAACACCAGGUAGUGGUCGCCCUCCUGCUAAUUAACCAACAAUCCCACACAUCGGGCUCUCAGCAUUUCUGGGAUGUUGAUGUGCAGUGUAAUUGCUCUGACUCAACUAAUGAGAAUAUUUGUGCCACCAGAGCAGCUCUGCCUUUGAAAAAUCCUAAUAUGACAAAUUCCAAACUUAAAUCUUUUUUUGGUCUCCCCAUCGAUUUCAUGCAGUUCCACAUCCGAGAAUGUAUCCUGGUCUUUCAGCACAGCUUAGGGGCCCGAGGCCUAGAAAGAAUAAGAUUUAGCCAGCAGAUGACACCAGCCUUGAAGAUAUCAGAAACUCCUCUGGCCCAUUGGUGCCCCAAAUUUCAUAAAGACUGCAGUGAAACAUGUGAAAUUGCACCAGGAUUUGUUUAAAUGUACUAAGCAAAGCAAAGUGUCGGUGAAGGAGAAACAGGGUGUGUGUAUUCUGGCUAUGACUUUCCACUGUCUCACAGGUCAGUAAGCUCCAUCUUGCAGUGUGUUGCCACUGCUGAGUGAAGGUAGUGAAGCUUUAAAUGUCACAGCAGUCGAGUCAUGAGGGAUCUGACAGAAAAGAACAACGUUCUGUCACAUCCCUGCUCGUACUGUGUUCUGCAGCGCGUGACUCGUCCAGCAAAUUAUCUCACAUUCGUACAUGUACAUGUAUAUAGAUAGGUUUUAAGUUAUUGUCAAGAAAUUGUUUUGUAUCACAAAUCUGACUUUCAAUAAAAGCUAAAGUGUGUUAGCGAAGCUAAAACACGUUGUGGUUUGUCGAUGACAUAGAUGUAACAUUUGCCUGUGACACAGAAUUCAACCCUUCUUUGGUAUCUAAUGUCUAAGAACCGCUCAGUGCCGGAGUGAUAUAAAUAGACACACUGCUGACACGUGGAGCCUGUUUGAGCUGGUUUCAUGAGCGAGGUGCCCCAUAAAUGACAUUCCCUGUAUGUACCAUGAUAUACUAUGAGUGCUGUUUAAAUUCCAAAUGUCUCUUAAGCACCUGACUUGAUGAAAAACAUAAAGCCACUGUUUUGAUAAGA
Molecule: messenger RNA, 3127 nt
Organism: Betta splendens (Siamese fighting fish)
Lineage: Eukaryota; Metazoa; Chordata; Actinopteri; Anabantiformes; Osphronemidae
Product: RING finger protein 122-like
Exons: 6
Coding region: 804-1274 (156 amino acids)
Biological process (GO): protein ubiquitination
Cellular component (GO): endomembrane system
Molecular function (GO): ubiquitin protein ligase activity; zinc ion binding
Source: RefSeq, a predicted model, not a curated record